GGAAUUGUUGAGAUUGAUAUCAAAAUCAGAGGGAAAGGGCAUUGAUAGGAAAAUAUCAAUGAAGAAUGGCAACAGCAUUGGGAUCAGGAGACAAGGGGGAGAGAUUUAUAUUCAACUCAAAACAGAGCAGGAAGUGUAAAAAAAAAAAAACAGGGUAGAAACAGAAAAGAAGAGGUCGUAAUAACGAGAUUAAGAAUAGGAUGAAUAAUCUACACAGCACACUUCAUGUUAUAGAUGAGCAACCAACCUGUCUUAGUAAACAUUGUUAGGUUUCAGAAGCUACAGAACAUGUUAUCAUCAACUGCAAUAAAUAUUUGUCAGAAAGGAGGGACAUGAUGGAGGAAAUGGAAAGAUUAGGGAUAGCAGGAACAUAAUUGAAGAGCAUACUGGUGUGCGGUGCUAGUGGACAGGGCAGAAGAUGCUGGAUCAGGUGGUUGAUCAGAACAGGGCUGAUAAGAAAAAGUGUAGCAAUCAGGACACAGUAUGAGUUAAUUGACUUCCGUUCAACAUCAAAGGAGAAGAAGGAGGAGGAGGCGGAGGAAGGGGGAAAAAAUCAUUCAUACUCAUGGAUCCAUGUUCAUGCCCAGAUGUUUUGUGUCUUGUGUCUUGUGAUUGUCUUGUGUGUAAUUUUUAAAGAAUCCAGUAGAUGGUGGUAAUGAAACAUUGACUCUUGGUGUUGCUUAAACUCGAAGAAGAAACUACUCACGACUGCAAAUUCUGUAAUGCGACAUGUCGAAAACAAGCUGGCUGACAUCCAUGGCUGAAAUGCGGCAUUACUGAGCAAUACUUGAUGUUGUGGAGUUGUUGAUAAAACGAGAAAACUGUCACAUCAGGCUUCUACUCACGGGUUUGUCCAGGGAUCCUGCCCCCCAAAAAAGCGAUGCUGGUCACCGUUUUCUGCGCACCGAGGGAUCGCCCAGAAACCACCUUCGCCCUCGAUGUGUCUCCAGAGCUGGAGCUGAGAGACUUUGUAGCACUUUGUGAACUGGAAUCAGGAAUCCCAGCUGGGGAAAUUCAGAUCACAUAUGUAGAACAGCCCCUAAAAGACCCCACUCGUGCCUUGGGGACCUAUGGUGUAAAGGAUGGAGAUGUGGUGGUUCUCAGGCAAGCAGACAGAAGGCCGCCGCCGACUCAGCCAGCCUUCCCAGGUCUGCCCCAUAUUGACUUUCGUUCCAUCACAGUUCCGGGCACCUCUUCUUCAACCAGUCAACGUGGUGCCAUAAGGCCGCAGCAACCGGCCCCACAGCCAGCGCCGCAGAUGACGCCUCCACAGCGUGCUGCACAACCCUCCACGCCAACAGCCUUUCGCGGCUCCUCUCCUCAGGGGCUGGAUGACCCUGCCUUACUUCAGCAGAUGCUGUUAUCCAAUCCACACGAGCUGUCACUCCUCAAGGAGCGAAACCCGCCACUCGCUGAGGCCCUGCUGAGCGGAGACUUAGAACGUUUCACCAAAGUGCUGCUGGAGCAACAGCAGGAUCGAGCCAAGAGGGAGCAGGAGAGAAUCAGACUUCUGACUGCUGAUCCUUUUGAUUUGGAAGCGCAAGCAAAGAUUGAGGAGGACAUCAGGCAGCACAAUGUGGAAGAAAAUAUGACCAUUGCAAUGGAGGAGGCUCCAGAAAGCUUUGGACAGGUGGUUAUGCUCUACAUUAACUGCAAAGUCAAUGGGCACCCCGUGAAAGCUUUUGUUGACUCAGGAGCCCAGAUGACCAUCAUGAGCCAAGCGUGCGCCGAACGCUGUAACAUCAUGCGCCUGGUGGACCGACGCUGGGCAGGGAUCGCCAAGGGAGUGGGCACCCAGAAGAUCAUUGGCAGAGUUCAUUUGGCUCAGGUCCAGAUAGAGGGGGACUUUCUACCUUGCUCUUUCUCCAUCUUGGAGGACCAGCCGAUGGACAUGCUGCUUGGCCUGGAUAUGCUGAAGAGACACCAGUGUUCGAUCGACCUGAAGAAGAGCGUGCUUCUAAUAGGCACUACAGGCACUGAAACUCGCUUCCUGUCUGAGGCAGAGCUGCCAGAGUGUGCUCGACUGGCAUACGGGGCAGAGGGGCGUGAAGACGCCCGUCCAGACGAGAUAGCUGACAGAGAACUGGCAGAGGCGCUUCAGAGGUCCAUACAGGAAAGCGGACAGCACUGAUGCAUUUGGAGACAGCUGGAGAGGGCCCUACCAACCAGACACUGCAGAUGGACAAACUACCUCACCGCAGCCCCCACCAUUUACAUUA
This is a messenger RNA of Thunnus maccoyii (southern bluefin tuna), 2219 nucleotides long. It is a transcript of the gene ddi2, whose product is annotated as DNA-damage inducible protein 2. Lineage: Eukaryota; Metazoa; Chordata; Actinopteri; Scombriformes; Scombridae. The record is from RefSeq and is a predicted model, not a curated record. The transcript has 11 exons. Gene Ontology annotation, molecular function: aspartic-type endopeptidase activity; protein binding. Gene Ontology annotation, biological process: proteolysis. The coding region runs from base 881 to 2131 and encodes 416 amino acids.